Copidosoma floridanum is the source of this 2312-nucleotide messenger RNA. Its product is annotated as dietary and metabolic glutamate transporter. The record is from RefSeq and is a predicted model, not a curated record. Gene Ontology annotation, biological process: transmembrane transport; monoatomic anion transport. Gene Ontology annotation, cellular component: membrane. NCBI's taxonomy places the organism in Eukaryota, Metazoa, Arthropoda, Insecta, Hymenoptera, Encyrtidae. Gene Ontology annotation, molecular function: transmembrane transporter activity.
UACACUCGGCCAUGCGCGUGACCGGACGAGAGCUCCCGCCAGUCACAGGCGGCGAUACGAACAGUUGUUUUAUACCAAAGCCCGCUUCGACUCCGAAUCCACGCGCUAUUAUCGGUACAAUUAGUGCUACAUAUAGUUAUAUGGUUAUUACUAUCAGUGUGCAGUAAAACGACAUAUACCGGCAAAACGCGGAGGACACACAACGCGGCGUUUGUUUCCCUCCCUUGGAUUCGUUUUAUUUUUUUAUUUUUUAUUUUUUUCCGGUUUUUAGUGCAACAUCAGCGGCAGCAGUGCAAAUAUUUAAUUUCGUGGUGACGUUUGAAGCGCUCGAGAGCACCACCUCCUCGGAAGAAAGUCCAACGACUGCGGCGAAAGAGCGAGAGAGAGGAAUACGUGUGUGUAGUUGGUUAUCUGCCGCGCGCUGCCGAUCGUCGCCGCCGGUAGAGCUAAUACAAAGUAUAUAGUCGCCCGUACUUGCCGGGAAGACACUGCGCGCACUCGUCGAUUCGCGAGAGCCCGAACGUCAUGAGGUGAGGUGUCGGAGGAAGAAGAAGAAGAAGAAGCAGAACACGAGGAACGAGAGGAGGACGGAUCGCAGAAAACGAGCGAAAUAAUAAUAAUUAUAAUCGCAAAAAACGCGAGUGAGAGUGCGCGGCACUUCUAUUUUUAGGCGGACGAGUUUUUUCGCCUUUUCUUUCACACGUCUUUCGGUUUUUCUUUCCUCGGCCGAUAGAAAGACUCGUCUCGUGCUUGUUGUGUUCGCUUCGAUCGAAAAAAAACAAAAAAAAAAGUGCCGGCGUAUCGCAGCGAUGGGUGUGCAUCAUCAUGACCUUCUUCUCGUUGUUCUGCGCCUACACGAUCCGCGUGUGUCUGUCGAUCGCCAUAACCGAGAUGGUCGAGCCGCACAACGAGACCAGCAAGUUCCGCGACGACACCUGUCCCUCCGAGCCCGCGGUUGUCGGCAACGACACGAGGACGCACCACACGGUCGCCGCCAUCGCUGCAACGGCCAAGGGUGCCGGUGACCUCUACCAGUGGUCGGAAUAUACACAGGGCAUAGUCCUCUCCUCGUUCUACUGGGGCUACGUGAUAACCCACAUCCCCGGGGGCAUGAUAGCCGAAAAGUUCGGGGGCAAGUACACCCUCGGCUUUGGCAUCCUCGGCAACGCCAUCUUCACCAUCCUCACACCCCUGGGGGUCAAGUACGGCGGCGUGUGGACCCUCAUCUUCCUCCGGGUGAUGGUAGGCCUGGCCCAAGGAGCCGCCUAUCCCGCCCUGAACGUCAUGCUCUCGCACUGGUGCCCCAUCGAGGAGCGCUCCAAGGCCGGCUCGUUCGUCUACGCCGGGGCACCCCUUGGCACCGUCUUCGCCACCAUGACCUCGGGCCUCAUCCUCCGGUACAGCGAGGCCGGCUGGCCGGGGGUCUUCUACUUCUUCGGGGGCCUCAGCGUCCUCUGGUUCGUCAUCUGGGUCGUCUUUUGCUACAACGGGCCCCAGGAGCACCCCUUCAUCUCCGACGCCGAGGCCAAGUUCCUCCACGAGCAGCUCAGCCAGCACAAGCACAAAAAGGCCCCGGCCGUACCCUGGAGGCACGUCCUCACCUCCCUGCCCGUGUGGGCCCUCGUCGCCGCCAUGAUCGGCCACGGCUGGGGCUUCCUGACUCUCAUAAGCGACCUGCCCAAGUACAUGUCCAGCGUGAUGAAGUUCUCCAUCGAGAACAACGGCUACCUGUCCUCGCUGCCCUACCUGUGCAUGUGGCUCGGGAGCAUCGUCACCUCGUACGCGGCCGACUGGCUGAUCGUCAACAAGCACAUGAGCACGAAGAACGUGCGGAAGCUCGGCAACUCCAUAGCCUCGGUGGGCCCGGCCGUGUUCAUCGUGGGGGCGUCGUACGCGGGUUGCGACCGGGCCCUCGUAGUUGCCAUGAUAGCGAUCGGUAUGGCCCUUAUGGGCGCGGCGCUGCCGAGUAUGAAGGUCAACGGGCUGGACCUGUCGCCCAACUACGCGGGCUCCCUCAUGGCCGUGACCAAUGGGAUAGCCUCGUUCACGGGGAUACUCACGCCGUACAUCGUGGGGGUGCUCACGCCGAAUCAGACCCUCAGCGAGUGGAGGCUGGUCUAUUGGAUCAUCGGUGUGGUCUUUCUCGCGACGAAUUUUGUCUUUGUCGUGUGGGCCGAUGGGGACGUGCAGUUCUGGAACGACCCGGACUUUUUGAGGAAGGAGAAGAGCGACAGGAAAGCCAAGAAGGCCAAAGAGGCCGUGGAGCUGCUGGCCGUGCAGACCAAGUGAGCCGCCGGGUGGUGAAGUUUUGU